Molecule: messenger RNA, 1165 nt
Organism: Rhinopithecus roxellana (golden snub-nosed monkey)
Lineage: Eukaryota; Metazoa; Chordata; Mammalia; Primates; Cercopithecidae
Exons: 3
Coding region: 339-1007 (222 amino acids)
Source: RefSeq, a predicted model, not a curated record
UGUGACUCCAAGUGCGCCCUGAGAAGAAGCCCCCAUCACUUGUCCGGGAGGCCCAGUGGUAGGUGGCCAGGCUGGUGCCCCUGACCACACGCUGAGGGCGCUCUCCACCCUACUGGCUUCCUUUCUUGGCGCAGUGGCUCCUGCCCGGUGACUCACACACAGAGUGGCAGGAAGCCAGGGAGGACGGGCUGGCGGAGCUCUGAGCGAGGAGCGUGGACACCAGCCUGGGCCAGGGCCUGUGGGGCAGGAGAGGCCGGGAGGCAGCGUGGGCUCUGAGGCUGGGUCUUGGCCGCUCUCGCUCAGCCUGGGGCCUGGUAACAGCAGGGAGGUGCACAGGCAUGGAGGGGCAUCCGGGCAGGAGCCGUGGACAUGGGACACGCCUGAGAGCAUGUGGCCACCAGGGGCCCACUUGCCAGGAUGCAGCUGAUUUGUGGCCCAGCCAGAACUGCAAUUGGGGUCUUCUGAAUUCCCCAGCCUCCUGGUCCCACCCCCCAGCCCACAAGUGUCUGCAGAGGAAGGUGACCUUGGAUCCAGCCAUGGCAGCAGGGGGUGGGUCUGGCAGCCCAUGUCCCCGUGUGGAGGUCCUGGGAGGGCACCCGUGCUGGGGCAGUGGAUCCCGAGAGGCUGAGUUGGGGCAACCGGCCUGGAGGCGCUGCUCCGCACCCCCAUACCUUGGUCUCAGCCCUGAGCUUGCCAGGACAGCCAGCUGUGAGUGCGGCCCGGCUGGAGGCCCAGCGCCCCACGCAGCUACUGAGUCAGCCCUGCCACCUGGGGGCUGCUGCUCCUUCAGCCCCCUUAGGCCUCCAGGGACUCGCUCCAGAAAGCCCAAGAGCCAGCACCACGGCCAGCUGGUCUGUCCUUGCAAGAGGCCAGAGCUUCCUGAGGCCUCCCCAGAGGAAGAAGCCCUUAUGGUUCCUGAAGCCUGCAGAACUGUGAGCCAGUUAAUCCUCUUCUCAGAAAUCACCCAGUCUCAGGUAUUUCUUUAUAGCUCCAUAAAAACAGCUUAACACAUAUGGUAACUCUAUGUCUAAGCAUACAAGAUUAAAAUUUAAAAUGACAUUCAUACCAUCUUCUAUAUUGACCUCCAUGGUUACCUUUACAAGUGGUUUUUUUUUGUUGUUUUUUUUGAGACGGAGUCUCGCUCUGUCACCCAGGCUGGAGUGCA